CUCGACGAUGGAUUUUCGGUCUUUACGCGGCGAUAUCCUUAACUAUUGCCCCGAUGGAAACACCACUGACUCCCUUAAAGGAAUGUCAAGCUGAGUGAUGUGGCAACGCUGCGUGACGUAGCCCACCAGCUUGUCAAUUCAUAAAGGAUGGAAUAGGUUUAAAAUGUAAGUCGCAAAUUGUUUUCAUUUCAUUCAGUGAGCGAGAGUGCGACACACGGACACACGAUACUCGAUUCGAUCUAACGAACGAAAAACACGAAAAUUCAGUGAUAGUUAGUUGUGAUAUUAGAUACGUAAAUAUCCGCGAUGAAUCUUUCUUUCGCGGGUUGUGGCUUUUUAGGCAUUUACCAUGUCGGGGUUGCUUGUUGUUUUCGGAAAUACGCGCCCCAUUUACUGCUUAACAGGAUUUCAGGGGCUUCGGCCGGUGCUAUCGCUGCCUGCUCCCUCAUAUGCGAUCUUCCUGUUGGUGACAUGACCAGUGAUGUACUCAGGGUAUGUGCAGAAGCUAGGAAGCGAUCUCUAGGUGCAUUUUCGCCGUCUUUCAACAUCAACCGGCUACUUUUAGAAAAUUUGGAAAAGUUCUUACCGGAUGACGCGCACAUACGGUGCAGCGGGAAGCUGCAUGUUUCACUCACCAGGGUGCACGAUGGAAAAAAUGUUGUUAUAUCAAAUUUUGACAGCAGAGAAGAACUGAUCCAGUGCCUGUUAGCGUCCGCCUUCAUACCAUUUUUCUCCGGCCUCAUCCCACCUAAAUUCAGGGGCGUGCGAUACAUGGAUGGAGGCUACAGUGAUAACCUGCCAACUUUGGAUGAGAACACGAUCACUGUCAGUCCGUUUUGCGGAGAAAGCGAUAUUUGCCCUAGAGAUGACAGCUCACAACUUUUCCACAUCAACAUCGCGAAUACCAGUAUAGAACUGUCAAAACACAACAUCUACAGGAUAGUGAGGAUACUGUUCCCGCCAAAACCGGAAGUAUUAUCGAACAUGUGCAAACAAGGUUUCGAUGAUGCCUUGAGGUUUCUUCACAGAAAUAAUCUGAUCAACUGCACCAGGUGCUUAGCAGUCCAGUCUACGUUUGUCGUAUCAGAAACUAUAGACGAACAUUUAGAGUUCGAUCCGCAAUGCAAGGAGUGCAAACUACACAGGCAGGAGGCCCUAGUGUCGAACGUUCCAGACUCCGUGCUGAGCCAGUUCCAGGAAGCGAUAGAUAAAGCCAAUAACGGUUUAUUAGAUUGGCUGUUCAAACACCGCGGUAUGAAGCUAUUAUCCGUCCUAACACUGCCAUACACCGUGCCAGCCGAUGUCGUGUAUGCUACAUUCACCAAGUUGCAAUUAAUUCCACCUUCCAUUAAAUCAGGCCCUAGAUUAAUGUACAGGAAGGCAGCCGACUUCGAUUUUCACAGUUUUAGCGGGCCUAUUUAUGAAAAAAAGUCAUGCCAAUUCGAAAUGUUCGGCAACGCCGUGCUGUCGACCCCUACAUAUGCAUGCCAUCAACAUUUUAUUAGAGAAAGAAGAUUCAUGGUAGCUGCGCCACAACUAGGAAACGGAGCAUGGGAAGUCAGCAAAUUCUUCAUGGACAAAUUGUCAUAUCUGCUCAGCAAAGUCAACAGUAAACGGCAACAGAUCAGUGCCAAGAUCACGUGCCAGUUAGCCAUUACGGAGUAUGGAAGAAAUAAAUACGACGUCGAGGCGUGCCAGGCUUUGAGCAGCGAAAAUAAGAUGAACUUGAACUUUACACUUAAUCUGGAUGAUAGUGAGCUGGAGAUGAACGACGGACAGUCUCGCAAGUUCAAAACCAAAGAAAUCCUCUGUAAACCAAGCGUUACCAUAAACCGAAGUGAUACAAUGGAUAACGAUACUUUCGACCAUAUUCUCAAAGUUACCUCUCAACACGAUACGAUCAUGGCUUACUAUUAUUUGGAUGAAAAUAAUAAGGUUAAAGUUACCGAAAUAUUCGACGUGACUGAUAGCGAUUCGCCCAUAGUUCAAACAUCUCAUGAACGUCUCAUAAACAACAAUUUGGAAUUCGACGAUGAAUUGAAUGGAUCUGGUUGGCCACAACAUCAAACGAUAGACGAACAUAUGUCCCAGAACGACCUGGAGGACAUAUUCGAUUCCUGUACUCUGCUUUCCGAUCCGGAAAGCGAGUGGACAGGCUACAAAGUGGAAGAACCAGAGGACGAUCAAGAAGAAACCAGGCUUGAUCAUCGACCCGAGUCGGAGAGGUCAUUCGGUGAAAAUGAGGAAAGUUGGUCGAAGAAGCAAAAUAUUUCAAGUCUUACAUACGAGGAAAUGGAUACGUAGUCUGAUUUAUUGAAAAUAUUAGGUCGAUUUUAAUUUUUUUUUAAAAAUGCUUAUGGCGCCUUUGCUGGUUGUGAAGUUUUGAGGAAAUCUGGAUAGAAUUUCACGUGAUGCGGUAUCAGCUAAAGUCACGGUUACCACUUUUUUUAGGUUAAUUAUUUAUCUAUAGCAUAGUUUAUGUACCUCAAUAAUGAAAGAAGAAAACCGCACAAUACAGCGUGAACUCUAGCAGCGAUUAACGUCAAUGCCCGUAUUUUCGUAAUAGUAACAUGCUUGUUCCAAUUUGAAAACUGCUGUGAGUAGCGGGUUUCUUUCCAUUCGACCUUCACACGAGACUGGCAAAGUGUUUAUCUACAGUAGCGGACAAAAGUUUGAAAACAUUCUUAGUCAUUUUAAAAAGUGCGCUGAUUAUUUAUUCUUCAUUAUUAAGGACUUUUUUCUCAUAUAGUUUGCUAACAGUCUUGAGGAUACAAAUUGUGGAUUUGUGUUUGCUGAGGCACUACAGACUAGCAUUAAAAUCGACAAUAUUAAGCGGUGAUCUUUUGUUUGUUUUUUUUUCACUUCCUCUCUCGAGUCUGGAUCGAGCGUUUCGACGUUGGCGCGGUUUUUCCGACUUUUUUGACGGUUCGCGAAAGGUUUUAUCGGACAACGAUAUCGUUUCGGAAACUAGAAACUCGGCGUUUUACGAGCAAGUAAGAAGCGUCUUGGUACGAGGACGAAAAGCGUUUUAAAACAGCUGUUAAAGUCGAAAAAACAGUGUUUUUUCGCGUAGUACGAAGACUUUGGCAGGCUACGUUUCGCCGUUUAUCAAAAUUUCGACUCGAGAUUGGUCUCAUUCGAUAGCUAAAUGACGAGCGGGUCCUAUGACGUAGCUCAUGUUCUGAUUCAAUCCUUAGUUUAUUUUCUAGAAAUUUUCAAAGAAAAGGCGGGAAAAAUGGCGAUAUGCCGUAAAACCUCCGAUAUCUCCUUUAUGCCAAAGAUAAAAGGAAUUUCGCAUGGCUUAUUUUGUACAUCUCGGCGAGUACUAUAAAUUACGUGGAGAGAAUUUUUUCCGUUUAGGGCACCACCUGUUUUGAAUAAAUGAAUUGCAUAUGUUGAAUAUAUUACUUUUUUGCGUAUAAAGCGCGCUUUUCGCUGUCCAGGAACUAUCUUUUCCGAAAAUAACGGACCUGGCGACUUUUGCAUAAGAAAGCUAAUACUUCGGACUCCAGAAGGCAAGUAUUUUCAUCUCUUUAUUCGUUUCCGUUGAUAAGUUUAGAUUUUUUAAAAUACCUCGACUAUACCUUCAUAUCAUUUUAUUACAAAAAAUGAGGCGACAAGAGUAUGGAAACUUAUUUUAUUACAAAAUAACUACAAAAUGAUUCAAAAAAUACUGUUUAGCUAAUAUUUGGUAGCGUAGCCUUUAUCAUUCAACACUGCCUGACAUCUACUGCUCAUAGAAGACACCAAUUUUUUACAGACGUCUGAUAGUAUGUUUUACAUAAUCAAAUAAAUCGUUCCUAUUUUUAAAAGUAUUUCUUGUCAGUUGCUGUUUAACAUGCUCCCAGAAAUGUUCUAUAGGGUCUAGGGGGUGAUUGCGAAGGCCAUGUAAGAACAUAAACAUUUUUUAGUCUUGACCAGUACGAAUUUUGAGGAAUGCUUGGUGUCAUUAUUUGGCUGGAAUGUCCAUCGUAAAGGCAUUUAUUCUUCAGCAAAAGGGAGCAUGUGUUCACUAAGAAUAUCUUUGUAAAGUUUUUGAUCAAUUUUCCCAACAAUUUUAACAAUUCCAUAAAACUGUAUUCCAUUGUUGUUCUGUCCAAGUUAGAUGAGUUAUUGGAAAUUCAAGCCUGUCAAUACAAUUUUUUUUUUGAAAUGAGAGGUUUUUGCACUGGACGCCUACCAGAAAGCCCAAAAUCCACCAAGCGUCUCUGCACUGCCCUGACAGAAAUAUUCUCGGCACCCUCUUCUACGAUUCUUUUGAAAAUCUGUGCAGCUGCCAUUCGAGGAUCUUCAUGGGACAAACGUUCAGUGUAGCGAUCCAAAACAUAAUCUGUUUUCUUCGGUUUUCCGCAGCUGGCCGCGUUGCUGAUGAUCCGUAUUCUUAAUAUUUACAAAUAAUUUUCGAAAUCGUUCAUCUUUGAGAAAUGUCAAAAUUUGUGACACCACUUCUGAAUAAUUCAACUACCUUGUCUCUUAAAUCUUUUGAAAAUUCUUUUACUUUUGCCAUUCUCAGUGAUGGUAAUUUUUACCGCACGCAAUAUCACAUUAUCGCAGAACGAAUAAAUACGGCAAAACAGAAAUGUUUCCAUACUUUUGGCAUUUAAAAAAAGGCGUGUUUUCAUUUUCAGAGAAUUUGAAUAUUUAUAAGAAUAGUACGGCAGCCAAAGGUAGACUUUAAUAUUUAUAAAAUCUGUUUCCUUCACAAUUUUAAUUUAGAUAUAUGAAAUAGUUCACAAUAAUGUUAAUAUUUGUUUCCAAACUUUUAUCCGCUACUGUAUAAAUUGGUAAAAAUGUAGAUGUAGAUCACUCCAAUAACGUAUUGUUUUUGUGUUUUAACGGAUUUUUAAGAAAUUCCAUGUUUUUACAUAUACACUAGAAAUACUAAAAUUUAUAUAUUUUGUAAUUUCUUAUAGGUUUGGCUAUAUUUAUAUUUCUCAAUGAAUGGACUGUUUCGAUUUCUAUCUAGGUUUAUGCUUUGAUAUAGGCAACUUGGAUUUUCAAGGCAUUGUGUCUUCCAGCUUAAUAUUUGCUCUUUAAUAAUCCCAUGCUGAAAUUCUAUCAGAUUUUCUAUUAAAAUGCAAUAUGGCGUCGAAUUUAUUUUGAUUCCUAAUGGAAUUCGUAAAACUAAGAAACCGUGAUUACCGACAAUAUGAUCAUAUAUUUAAUGAUAAUUUAUUAGUUUGCCAGUUUAGAAAAUAAUUACUACAUCACUAAUGGUGUAACAUUAUUGAUAACGUGAUUGUGAUAUGGCAUGUAUAUUUUUAUACUGUUAAUUUAUAAGUAUUAUAUUUCCUAAUUGUAUACCUUAUUCAUUAGUAUUGUUAUUAAAGAUAAUUAUUCGAUAUUAUGUACUGUUAAUAAAGUAUUUUUUCA
Molecule: messenger RNA, 5373 nt
Organism: Acanthoscelides obtectus
Lineage: Eukaryota; Metazoa; Arthropoda; Insecta; Coleoptera; Chrysomelidae
Source: the annotation of a GenBank genome assembly